Exophiala bonariae is the source of this 1437-nucleotide messenger RNA. RefSeq lists its product as uncharacterized. Bases 1 to 1437 code for a protein of 478 amino acids. The transcript has 2 exons. Lineage: Eukaryota; Fungi; Ascomycota; Eurotiomycetes; Chaetothyriales; Herpotrichiellaceae. The record is from RefSeq and is a predicted model, not a curated record.
AUGGCGGACGCCCUGUGUGGUCCGUCGAACCCGCUCCAGAACCUUCAGAAACAUACACAGGUCGAUCGCACCCUUCAGCAAGACCGCUUAGUCGGUGCGCGACAACAGUUCAAUCAGAGUUUCCGCACAGCAGACCCCCGCGCUGGUUCGCUUGAUGCUGACUUUCACGCUUUCGAAAAUGGCAUCCCAAACCAAUUCCAAUUCCAGCAGCCUCCUGAAUUCGCCAAUGCCUUUCCUACUUUCCGCCCGACGAAUCAGCCUAACCUGAACAUGAAUGGUUGGGCAUCAGAAUUUCAGAAAUUGAGUAUGCAUGAACAACCAGUGCCUGCGCAACAGUUCCGUCAGGAGGCUCCCUUGGUCAGAUCUAUGGCAGGAGAAUGGCAUACCGAGUUCAUGCGCCAGCGGUCGAGUGCAAGCACACCAAUUUCUCAGGGAAAGCAAGCAGUACAACAACCACAGAUGAACAAUUUCCAGAUGGCGUCACCUAUGUCCAUGGGUGGGCUCUCGCAACCAACGUACGGACAAUUUAAUGGAAUGUAUCAAGGCGCAGCGUUCCAACAGCACUAUCAACCUCCAAUGGCGACAAUGGAGCAGCAACCGCAACAAACCAAUGCGGCCAUGGAAGCUGCAUUCGCCGACGCGUUCUCUCAACUCGAAAAGCUAGAUCAGGAGGAGAAAUUGAAAGUCACCGCGGCCGAAACCCCAGCCCUCCAGCAACAAGAAGAUUUGAUUGUGCCGGUGGAGAGCUCUAAAAUCGGCGCAGAUUCUAUUCAGUACCGAGAAUGGAAGGAUCGGUCUGUGGAUCAGGAUACGCGUGAUGCGGAUGAACUGGCCCGAACGGCCGGGCAACUCUUGACCUCAGUGCAACACGACACCAGUGACAAGUUCCAAAACUCGAAUUUCCUCGAAUUAAUGCGCCGCAUCCGUGACCGUGAAGUGGAAGUGCAGAACAACGACCUGAUGAACGUCUCUACGGGCGAAGCCGCUGCAGUCCACAAUGGCGACACCGAACCAAACGGACUCUUCGUGAAUGGGACCUUCACAUCGUCUCAAAUUCCAGGGAGUUCUCAGCAACAGCACGCUUCCAACGAUAAUGCAGCACAAAACAACGCUUCCUCAUCACACUUCGCGUUCCCGGACAUGGACGUCGUGUAUGCUCCCGCUGCCGACGAUCUAGAAGCAUCCACGGAAGAACGACAGCAACAACAACCACCGGCGUAUUGGGCCACUGGCCAACAACACACUCACGCACCAUACACGACAUACAGUUUCGACGAGGACCAGCAGCAGCAGCAGCCUCUCCAUCCAGGUGGCAAAUACUACCCCGACCAGAGCCCGAGUCUUCCACGCGCGACGCCGGAGAUGAGUGGUGGGAUCAGCGCGAGUGACUUCGAUUAUGUCGAUGAGAGCGGCAAUCUCGCCAGGCGCUUUCGAUAG